Molecule: messenger RNA, 3729 nt
Organism: Pseudovirgaria hyperparasitica
Lineage: Eukaryota; Fungi; Ascomycota; Dothideomycetes; Acrospermales; Acrospermaceae
Product: alpha-aminoadipate reductase
Exons: 6
Coding region: 153-3701 (1182 amino acids)
Biological process (GO): L-lysine biosynthetic process
Molecular function (GO): L-aminoadipate-semialdehyde dehydrogenase [NAD(P)+] activity; phosphopantetheine binding
Source: RefSeq, a predicted model, not a curated record
GAUUUCUCAGUAAGUUCUAGAGUGACUCAGAUCGUUCGCGCUGUAAACUUUGCGCAUAGUCACAUAGCAGCACCCACAGCUCAAUUGGUCCCGAAUGACCGGAUUUUACCUUGCUUUUACCCUAUAGACCACUAGGCCUGCGUCUAUCUGCCAUGUCUGCUGCCCUUCCAGAUCCGACCGCGGAUCUGCAUUGGUCUUCAUACAGAGGCGCAAUUCACGAGAUUUUUGCUGCAAACGCAAAGAAACACCCGGAACGACCCUGUGUCAUCGAAACCGCGACCUCCUCUACUCCGAGACGAGAAUUCACCUAUCGCCACAUCUUUGAGGCAUCAUGUCAGCUCGCGCACAAGCUCACUUCCUCGGGUGUGCAACGAGGGGAAGUCGUGAUGAUAUAUGCCCAUAGAUCAGUCCACCUAUGCGUAGCUAUACUCGGUACAUUGAUGUCUGGAGCUACGUUUUCGGUCCUCGAUCCGUUAUAUCCUCCAGAUAGACAGAUCAUAUAUUUGGAUGUCUCUCGACCUCGGGCACUAGUUAUCUUGGAGAAAGCGACAGAAGAGGCGGGACCGCUCACUGAGAAAGUGCGAGACUUCAUCGAUACCACCUUACAGUUGAGAGUCGAGGUUCCAGCGCUGAAGAUUGUAGAUGAUGGUACGCUUCUUGGGGGUAUGGUCGAUGGAAGAGAUUGUCUGGAAGAGCAAGCCUUGCUGAAGUCGGAUAUGCCUGGAGUGGUAGUAGGACCAGACUCCACUCCUACUUUGAGCUUUACCUCAGGCUCUGAAGGAAGACCAAAAGGUGUCAAAGGACGUCAUUUCUCGCUAGCAUACUACUUCGAUUGGAUGUCAGAGCAGUUCAAACUUACCGAAAACGAUGCCUUCACUAUGCUCUCUGGAAUCGCGCAUGACCCUAUUCAACGAGACAUUUUCACACCACUCUUUCUUGGAGCCAGACUACUGGUCCCGUCAAAAGACGACAUCCAGCAUGAGAGAUUAGCAGAGUGGAUGCGACGCGAGGGGGCCAAUGUCACUCAUCUAACUCCUGCCAUGGGUCAAAUUCUUGUCGGUGGUACAAUGACACAGUUCCCAACUCUACACCAUGCUUUUUUUGUCGGAGAUAUCCUAAUCAAGAGAGACUGCCGUCGCCUCCAGGAGCUCGCUCCAAAUGUAUGCAUUGUCAACAUGUACGGCACUACAGAGACACAGCGAGCUGUCAGCUACUUCGAGAUUCCAAGCGUGACUUCAGAACCCGCCUUCCUCGAAAGCAUUGGGGAUGUCAUCCCUGCUGGGCGUGGCAUGAAAGAUGUACAAAUGCUGAUCAUAGACCGAGAAGACAAGAAUAGACUGUGUGAUGUAGGCGAGACUGGUGAAAUCUAUGUACGUGCUGGUGGGUUGGCAGAGGGCUAUCUUGGGCUGGAUGAAGCCACAAAGGAGAAGUUUGUGCCAAAUUGGUUUGUCGAUCCUCAAAAAUGGAUAGAUGAGGACACGGAAAGAGUCCAACAGCAAGGCCACUCGGAGCCCUGGAGAGAGUUCUACAAGGGUCCCCGAGAUCGUAUGUAUCGAAGCGGAGAUCUUGGUAGACGAAAGGAGGAUGGUAAUGUCGAGUGCACUGGUCGUGUCGACAACCAGGUGAAAAUACGAGGGUUUCGUAUAGAGCUCGGUGAGAUUGACAAGCACCUAUCUUCGCAUCAACUCGUCCGAGAGAACGUCACUCUAUUACGAAGAGAUGCCAAUGAAGAACCGACACUUGUGUCGUACAUUGUGCCGGACAUGGGCAGAUGGAACACGUGGGUCGAGUCUAAGGAAAAUGAUCGAGGACUUACCGUCCCACAAACUGACGAAAGUAUGCUUGGAAUGCUUCAGCGAUUCUGGUCACUCACCCGUGAUGUACGAGAACACCUCAAGACGAAACUGCCUGACUAUGCAAUUCCAUCCGUGUUCGUUCCGCUGUAUCGCUUUCCACUCAAUCCAAAUGGAAAAAUCGACAAGCCUGCCUUACCCUACCCCGGUACUGAUGAUCUAGCAUCAGCUGCACCGAGAAGAAUCUCUAGACGCUUUUCACACACCAGCUCCUCACUCUCUGCAACUGAGAAAGAAGUAGCGAAACUGUGGGCCGAAAGCAUCCGAACAGUAAGAGCAGACUCAUUAGAACCAGACUCAAACUUUUGGGACCUUGGAGGCCAUUCAAUCAUUGCACAAAACCUUACGUCGACUGCCAGAAAGCGAUUUGAAGUAGAUGUUGGCAUGAGGACUAUCAUUCAACAUCCGACAUUACGCGAAUUCUCCAGAGAGAUAGAUCGCGCGAGAGACCCUACAGGCUUGCAGCUGUAUCCCAAUGAUGAACUUUCCAAAGUCAACUUCUUGGACGAGAAUUACUCUGCAGAUGCUGCAGAACUAGCCCAUAAGUUACCAAAAGUCUUUGGCUCUGUCUCGCUAGAUCCAUCUGCGGCAACAACCGUAUUCCUUACCGGUGCCACUGGUUUUCUGGGUGCUUACAUUCUUCUUGAUGUUCUACAGAGGCCAUCGACUUCGGUUAUAGCUCAUGUAAGAGCGAAAGAUCCAUCAUUAGGACUUGAGAGAAUCAAGAAGCAAUGUAGCGCCUAUGGCAUUUGGGAUGAUACUUGGCAAUCGCGUAUUAAAUGUGUUGUUGGAGACUUGUCCGAGCCUAACCUUGGUCUUGAAGAUCAAGUCUGGGAUUCUUUGUCCAAAGAGGUCGAUGUGAUAAUACACAAUGGCGCGCAAGUACACUGGAUUCAUCUGUACUCUACUCUCCGAAAAGCUAAUGUGCUGAGCACUUUGGCACUGGUACAACUUUGUGCCAUAGGCAAGCCGAAACAGUUUGGGUUCGUCAGCUCGACUAGCGUCUUGGAUACUGACUACUACGUAUCUCUCUCUGAGAGUGAUACUGCGUUUGGAGCAGCAGGUGUCAGCGAAUCGGACAACUUAUGGGGCAGCCGCAAAGGACUCACGACCGGGUACGGCCAGUCUAAAUGGGCAAGCGAGUUCAUUGUUCGUCAAGCAGGUAGACGAGGGCUUCGCGGCUGCAUUAUCCGUCCCGGUUAUGUAUCCGGUCAUCCCAUCAGUGGCACGACGAACACAGAUGACUUCCUGGUACGCUUCUUAAAGGGAUGUGUCCAGACCACGCUGUAUCCGGACAUUCAGAACACCAUAAACCAGACCCCUGUCGAUCACGUAGCACGUACUGUUGUCGCAGCUACACUGAACCCUCCUACUGUUCCAUUGGGUGUGGCGCAAGUAACUGCACAUCCCCGUCUGUCUAUCCAGGAGUUUGGUGCUUGUCUCGCGGUAUACGGUUACGACGUCAAGAAGACGGACUAUGACAACUGGAGAAAAGGCGUAGAGCGCUACGUUGAGACUACAGAAAUAGCGAACAGAGAAGAGCACGCUCUACUUCCCCUCUACGAAAUGGUCACUACAAACAUGCCGGAAGGCACAAAAGCCCCCGAACUAGACGAUAUCAACGCAUCUGCCGCCCUCCGCGCGGACGCUCAGUGGACUGGACAGGAUCUCUCCGCCGGCGCCGCUGUAACAGCAGAUACCGUAGGUGUCUACCUCGCGUACCUGGUAGCUAUCGGCUUCAUGAAGCCUCCUCCCGACGACAAAGGCCAGCCUCUCCCGCCCAUCACCAUAAACGACCAGCAACGCGCCGCGCUAGCCGGAAUCGGAGGCCGAGGCCGAAAAGUAUAGAGCGUUGUUCGUUCACAUAAAAGUUCGA